Messenger RNA from Dicentrarchus labrax (European seabass), 5550 nucleotides. It is a transcript of the gene kcnj9, whose product is annotated as potassium inwardly rectifying channel subfamily J member 9. Gene Ontology annotation, biological process: potassium ion import across plasma membrane; regulation of monoatomic ion transmembrane transport. The transcript is spliced from 8 exons. The record is from RefSeq and is a predicted model, not a curated record. Bases 920 to 2419 code for a protein of 499 amino acids. NCBI's taxonomy places the organism in Eukaryota, Metazoa, Chordata, Actinopteri, Moronidae. Gene Ontology annotation, molecular function: inward rectifier potassium channel activity. Gene Ontology annotation, cellular component: plasma membrane.
AGGAGUCUGGCGUUAUUUUUUAAUUGUAGAGGAGCCAAAAAAAGUCACACAUUUAGAAAUAAAAUCUAAAUAAGCUAUGCUGUAAUUAUUCCAUCGGUAAAUGUGCAUUACAAACAUUAAAUAAAAAUGAGGUGUUUAUGUCAUUACAUUGUAAUUGCGUCAUUAAAAAAAAAAAAAAAAAAAAAAAAAAAAAAAAAGGCCUUUAACAUUUGCUUAUCUCCCGAGCUGUGUGCAGAUUUUUUUAAGGGGGGUCUGACAGUCAGCUGAGAGGGACGGGGACGAGUGCUGUCUGUCCUCUGUUGUGGAAAUGAGGAGCGUCUGAGGCAGGCAGGGGUUGAUAGGGGCUGGGCUGAUGACAGCAUCCUCCGCCGCUCAGUGGCUCCACACCUGACCGACUCCAUCAGAUGCACAGAUGAUGGAUCUCUCCGUGCUGCCGGGUUAUCCUGUUGCCACCAUUUCGCACGACCACUGCCCGACACAUGUUCUCCAAACGCCGUGAUCAUUUGAACCUGGCUUUUUUAUUUUAUAUUUUUAUUUUUAUGCUUGAUCCCUGAGCGGAUGAUCGCUUCUUUUUCAUUACUGAGUGUAAAUGCCGAGGUCGGAUCGUGGUGGUCUUUGUUUUUUUUUUUCCUGGAGAAGCGAACAGGAGUGGACUGAUGCUGCGUCGCUGGUAAACACCAGAAAUGGGUGUCACUGAGCCAAUCGCGGUUCGUUCUUGGACCCGAUUUUCGUUUUUCUUAUGAUAAAACAUCUGCCCGAUCCAAGGUCUUACACAUCUACAAGUUGCUUACACUGAGCAGGCUUCAGUCAAGCAAACAAAUGGUCCUAUCAAUUGCCACUGGACAGAGUCUGCCAUAGGGAGGAUAUCAAUAACACGCUAAUACACCUGCACACACACACACACACACACACACACACCAUGGCGCUGGAGAACUCGGUCUUCCCCACCCGCCCAGACUCCCUCUCGCUCCCCGUGGAGGAGAAGGGGGAAGGCGAACAAGUGGAGGUGGCCACCGAGGCCACCGCCUCCACCGGAGUCUUCAACCUAUCGGAGGAGCUGGGCCACGUCGUCACCACCGAGACGGCACCGUCCCCUCCACCCUUGGUCAAGGUCAAGAGGUCGUUCCAGAACAAGCUGGCCGAGCGGGAGGCCACAGCCAAUCAACCCAGGAAGAAGAUCAUUCCGGAGAGGGAGAGGGGGCGAUUCGGGUGGGCCCGGGCUCGGCGUAAGAGACAGCGCUACGUGGAGAAGAACGGUCGCUGCAAUGUGCAGCACGGUAACAUGCGGGAGACUUACCGCUACCUGACCGACAUCUUCACCACGCUGGUGGACCUCAACUGGCGCUGCUCGCUCUUCGUCUUCGUCAUGGCCUACGCUGUGACAUGGCUCUUCUUCGGGGCCAUCUGGUACCUCAUAGCCUACUGUAGGGGUGAUCUGGACCAUCUGGAGGAUGAAACGUGGACGCCAUGCGUCAAUAAUGUCAACGGCUUUAUCUCGGCCUUCCUCUUCUCCAUCGAGACAGAGACCACCAUUGGCUACGGCCACCGCGUCAUCACCGACCAGUGUCCAGUGGGCACCAUGCUGCUGCUGCUGCAGGCUAUACUGGGCUCAAUGGUCAAUGCCUUCAUGGUUGGCUGUAUGUUUGUGAAGAUCUCGCAGCCCAACAAACGGGCAGAGACUCUGGUGUUCUCCAAACAUGCUGUCAUCUCUUUGAGAGAUGACAAGCUCUGUCUGAUGUUCAGGGUGGGCGACCUUCGGAGCUCCCACAUCGUAGGGGCCAACAUGAGGGCCAAGCUCAUCAAGUCUAAACAGACUCAGGAAGGUGAGUUCAUCCCGCUGGACCAAACAGACAUCAGCGUGGGCUUCGAGACAGGCGAUGAUCGUCUCUUCCUGGUCUCGCCGCUGGUGAUCUCCCACGAGAUCGACACACAUUCGCCCUUCUGGGACAUGUCGCAGUCCCAGCUGGAGAAGGAGGACUUUGAGAUUGUGGUCAUCUUGGAAGGAAUGGUGGAGGCAACCGGGAUGACGUGCCAGGCGAGGAGCUCCUAUCUAACGGAGGAGGUGUUGUGGGGUCACCGGUUUAGCCCGAUGAUGUUAAUGGCAGAGGGCUUCUUUGACAUCGACUACGGAGCAUUUCAUCACACGUUUGAGGUGGACACGCCCUCCUGCUCCGCACGAGAGCUCUCAUUGGCUGCAGCCAGACUCGAUGCUCACCUCUACUGGUCCAUCUCCAGCAGGCUGGAUGAAGAACCCACCCUGACCAAUCAGGCGGCCAAGCAGCUGGACAGCGGCUCGGCCAACAGCAAAGGAGGGGAGACAACCUUCAUCGUCGGAGAGAUGACCGACAUCCAGGAGCAAACAGGACUGGGCGAGCUGAACGGCUGCGUCGCCACCGAUCAAUCGGAAUCAGAGGCCUAGGACAGAGAAUGUUUACAAAGACCUUCAGUAAAUCACCACCACACCACAAUUAGUGUUUUGCAGAUCCUUUUCUUUUAAGGCAAAUAAGUAGUUUCACAAGGCUCAGUUCUGCAGUUUACGUCAUAUCUUAUGUUACCAUAUGAAGGAGUUUAUUUCUUGAUAUUUACGUCUUUUAUUUCUAUGUUGAUCUUUGUUAAAAGUGUACUGUAUGUGUAAUAUCUCUUUUUCAAUCUGUUGUGUUAGCUCCAAUCACCCUUGCCUAUAUCUACAUUUAAAUGACAAUACUAUGCUUUAGGUGGGGUCAACAAUAGUAUAUCCUGUGGACCAAGGCAGAAUUAUUUUAAAACAGAUAGAGGUCAUUUGUCUUGCGGGGCAGAAAGGUGACAAGUCGGUUGUUUGUGCACAUUGUGGGAUCGUUCACAUUUAAAAUAGGUACAGUGCAUAGACGCUUUAUUUUCACCUGCGCAUGAAUAUCACUAGAUGGUAUUGAGGUAUAGACUGAAAUUGUAGUAACCUCAAAUUUCUUUAGAUGGAAAGAUUGUUUAAAGAUUUAUUGUGUAUCAAUCAGGUGUUACCAGGGUGGGAAAGUAACACCCGGCCCCCAUCCGCUGGUGUAUUUGCUAGAAACUUAAUUUGGUAACAAAAUAUCAUUUGGUGCUAGAAAAUUGUUUAGAAAAUCUUUUUGGCUGACAAAGUGGCCAUUGGACAACAAAGCUGGUUUCCUGCCUUGGGUUUAAAUCAUUUUGUCUAACUUUUUAUAAUAAGGGUACAAAUCGUAUAUUUAAGUAAUGCUUUAAUAAUUUAUGACUCAUGAUGAUUUAAUGCAGGAUGUUUUAUGAAUUCCUGUUGCACACCAUUAACGAAGGAUCAAGUCACUAUGACUUAAUGUGAUUAGUUCAUAGUUAAUAGAUCAUCAGUUAGGGAAUGUUAAUUUGGUCGAGUUAGCCGGAUUUUAGGUAACUUUAUUUCAGACAAGUUCCUGAAAGUCUUACAGUACAUACAGGAAUAUGCAGUUACUUGUUUUAAUGAAACGUCAUUGUCAGAUGCAAACAGUUACGUAAUGAACAUAAAAAAAUACAGUUACAUAAAUACAUUUUUAUUCAACUGAAAUGCAGUUGACUUGAGUGCAUAUCAAUUAAUUAACAUUCCCUCACUGAUGAACUGUUAAGUGUGAAUAGUAGUGAUUGGGUGUUUUGUUAAAGGUGAGCACCAGGAAUUUGUGCUACAUAAGGCAUUAAUUCAUACAUUCAUACAGUAAAGCAUCAUGAGGCAUUCAUUGGUUAAAGGUUAUGUAAUGAGAUUUAGAACAAUAAUAUAGCAGCAAACGACUGUUUGCUAUGUAAAGAUAAAGUGGAGCAGUUUUCUAAUCCACGUUGAUGAAUUAAGGAUUUCAGACCGAAGCAGAGUUGGUGAUUGUUGGACCAGUGGAAAGACUAACAAAUACUGUUUUGGUGAGUUUUAUUUAGUUUCUAUCUAUUCUGUUAUGGUCUUACAAUAAUAUACGAGGUAAAUUACCAUUUUUGUCUCUGGAGUUUGGUGGCCAGCGAUAUGACGGCUGUUUCUGGGUCAACAGAGACUGUAGAAAGGCUAACAAAGUCACUUUUGUUGAGUUUUGUUUGUUUCUCUUCCAUUGUUUUUGUCUGAGAUUCUUGAGUACAAAGUGAAUUUCAUAUACAUAACCUUCAAGCAUUACACAGGUAUAUGAUUUGUACCCUCACUAUAAAGAAGGCACAGAGGAUUAUGUUUCACCAGACUGUAAACUGAAGUGUUUUGCUGCCCUGUCUGGUUAAACGAUUCCAGUUUAAAGCCUGUUUAACCUCUGACCGCACUCAGGAUCACUGCUGGGUGUGGUCAGAAAUGUGCUCUGUUACACCUGUUACCACGCCCUGACAGUGAUGUCACCGGGUCCUGAAGUACCUUUGUACAUCACUGCAGCAAAAGGUGAGAAGUUGAACCACUGGAGGUCAGCAAAAACAAGAUUUUCAGGGAGUGUUCAGUUACUCUUUGAGAGCACUAAUAUGAAUUUGCUGAUAUUCCUAGCUGCACUUUCACAUUAUGGUGAAUAGGGUAUCUAUCUAAAACCUUUAACAGAGGGACAGGUUAACACUCGAGUGUGUCUGUGGCUUCGUUUUCACAUACGACGUGUGUAGCACAAGGAUGAUCUAUCUUUUGUUCCCCAGCCAAGUAGAAAUUAAAAGCACAACAGUGUCCUGCUCAGUUCAGCCCAGACUCCUGCUUCUGCUGCUGCGUAUAUAUGUGGCCAUUUUUACUUGAUGUUUUUAAUAAUAAAUAUAACACAUCUAUUAGAAUUAAUAAACUGCAGUAUAUUCCAGACCAACUGUCUCAGAUUGUGUGAUAUUCCCAGUUAUAAAUAAAAAAAUAUGUUAUACGUGCAUACUAGAGCUUUGAAACUGCUGUUCAGGAAUAUAACUUUAAUUAGGAUGAGUGAGAUUAAAUAUUUGGGAUAGAAAACGUACAUAUGCAAUUCAAAAAUCGGGUUUAAAAAAUUUGUCAGGAUUCAGAAAAUAGUACUUUGUCCUGAAAAUAGGCUUAAUCCUAAAUUACAUCAACAUAUAUGGACUAAAACUUAAACAUAACAUACAGUAAAAUACAUUUGUCUGGUCUUACGCUUAUAAUAAUACUGCAAUACUGAAAUUUAACAAUAUAAAAUCAGAGCUGAAAUGUGGCCGUUUAAUCAAUCACUGCACAAUUUAAAGACACCUGCACUUCACAUGGUCAGGCCUAUUUCCAUUGUAUGCUUGUAUAGUUCUACCUCAUAAUUCAUAGGGAAAUAUUGUCACUAGAAAUAUUCUUACUAGUUACUUUGCAGAUUAAGAUUUUAUGCACAUACGAUAUGACCAUCUCAUAAAAAAUAUGAUGAACUGUUACGGAAUAAACUACUCAAAGGUUUUAUAAAGCAGUUAAAAUUAGCUUCACAUCCACCAGCUACGACAUUAAAAUGCUGCUGAGACAUUAAUGAUGUAAAAUGUUAUAUAACACAAUAUAACAGGAGCCAUUUUUAUAAUGGUAAUGGAGUGCUUUAACAUUGUGAUACUGGUACUUUUACUCAAGUAAAACACCUGAAUACUUCUUCCACCACUGUAUAAAAUACAUAAAAUCAAUUAUUGGAA